Molecule: messenger RNA, 2418 nt
Organism: Knipowitschia caucasica
Lineage: Eukaryota; Metazoa; Chordata; Actinopteri; Gobiiformes; Gobiidae
Source: the annotation of a GenBank genome assembly
AUGGAACCAGGGGCUCAGCGUGAGAGUCCAGCCGGGUCAGGGGAGUCGGACACCGGGGAGUGGAGAGAAGAGGCUGCGGCUGGAGAGGCGGAGGAGAAGCCGAAGGGACCUGGGACUGAUGACAACAAGGAGGAAGAGGACAAGGAGGACCAGGGCUUCCAGAAGAAGACAAGCAGUGCUGGGUACGAGGAGGAGCUGGACCCUCGGAUUCAGGAUGAAUUGGAGCAGCUGAACGAGGCCAGUGUAGAGAUCAACAAACUGGAGCUGCAGCUUGACGACGCUCGCUCCAACUACAGGAAGAUCCUCACAGAGUCGGCUCGAAAACUCAACACUCAGAGCUCUCAGCUCGGAACCUGCAUCGAGAAGGCACGACCGUACUAUGAAGCACGCAGGCUGGCUAAGGAGGCACAGCAGGAGGCGCAGGAGGCCGCCCUGAGGUUCGAGCGCGCCUCCUCUAUGCACAGUGCGGCUCGUGAGAUGGUGUUUGUGGCGGAGCAGGGACUGACGGCCGACGGAAGAAACACACUGGACCCAACAUGGCAGGAGAUGCUAAACCACGCUACAGGAAAGGUGAAUGAGGCAGAGGAGGAGAGGCUGCACAGUGAGAGAGAGCACAUGCGUGUGACCAAAGCGUGUCAGGAGGCGGAGGCUCGAGUCCAGACGCUGCAGAAGUCUCUCAAACGAACCAUCCUCAAAUCCAAGCCUUACUUUGAACUGAAGGCCCAGUUCAACCACAUCCUGGAGGAACACAAAGCCACCGUGCUGCAGCUGGAGGAGAACGUGUCCAGAGUGAAAACCCGUUACUCAAAGGCUCUGAGGAACCUGGAGCAGAUCAGUGAGGAGAUCCACGCCCAGAGGAGGACCAGGACCUCCUGCUCCGGCCCCAGGAGGCCCCCUGUGGGAGCAGAAGCUGAGAGUGGCCGAGAGGGAGACCAGGAGAGAGACCGAGAGAGAGGGGCGUGUGGAGGAGCGGACCAGCUGGACGUGGUGACAGCGAUGGAGCUGGUGGAGCGGUACAGAGAGAGGGAGAGAGACCGCUGUGGCUCGGACUCGGUCUCGGUCUUCAGUCUCCAGACCAUCGCCUCGGACCUGGAACGCUACGACUCCGUGGACCAUCUGGGAGAUCUGAGCGACGUGAGCAGUGUGACGGGGGGGGAGGAGAGGGAGGGGGGGGAGGGAGAGAGAGGGGGAGGGGCCAUUAGCGGAGCAUCACGGAGGAGGAGGAGAGCCGCGAUCCGGAGCGAGCUGUGGUCCUCAUCCCCGGGUCUGGAGCCAUCACCACCGGUUCGGAACCAUCACAGAACACGGAGCUACCACCGCGACACUCUGCAGCACGAACCCGGAGAGGAGCCAUGGAAACCAGGCCAGAGUAAUCCGCUGCUUUCCGAAGUUGGUCGCGUGCUCCACCUGUACUGCCUCGCGCUCCGGUGUCAUCUUUGCGGGAACACGGAGGGUUCACCGGGGGCUGUGGAGGCUGUUACCGGGGCGGAGAGAGGAAACAGGCCGCAGAGGAGGACCAGGCCGUCCGCCUCCGGUCCCAGGGCGACACGGAGCGGAUCCAAGAUGGCCGCCGCUCUGCUGGGACUCCUGCUGCUCCUCUGUCUGCUCCCCCUGGUCCUAAACACCCACAGCUCCUCGGGAGGCUGUGGAAUCAUCAAACCUCCACGAGAAGGAGGGAUCCGCUACAGAGGGCUGACCCAGGACCAGAUCCGCAGUAUCCAGAUCCUUCCUGUGGACUAUGAGAUCGAGUACAUCUGCAGAGGGAACAGAGUCAUCGUGGGGCCCAAGGUGCGGAAGUGUUUGCCCAAUGGCACAUGGACAGACAUGAACCUGCACAGCAGCUGCUUGCUGGUGUGCCCUCGGGUCUGGACCUCUCUGGAGAACGGCCGGGUGCUGGUGUCUCCUCCUGGUCUCUCUGAAGGCCCAGUGCUGCCCCCUUCAGGCCCCGCGGUGGAGGGCACCGUCCUGCACUACAGCUGCCACGCAGGCUUCAUCCUGGAAGGACGCAACAGCAGCCUCUGCACCAAGCUGGGGAAGUGGGACUCUCCCAAACCCAGCUGUCUCUAUGAUAAAAACUACACAGGACCCUUUUUGGAGGCUGUAGUUGAUCGAGGGUGUGCCCACUGUUGUGUCUGGAUCAUGGUUUUUCUCUGGUCCUCUCGGUUCCUGGUGCUGUCCCUGGUGCUCAUCCUGUCUCUGGUCUCCUGUGCGGCUGUAGGGAAGAAGAAGCUGUACAUCGGAGCCCUGUUCCCCAUGAGUGGGGGCUGGCCGGGGGGGCAGGCCUGUCUGCCCAGCGCUCAGUACGCCAUGGACCUCGUCAAUAACCGCACAGACAUCCUGCCGGACUACGAACUGGAGCUGAUCCACUACAACAGCAUGGUGAGGAAUGAGGCUGUAUACCCAGGACUGAGGCUGUAG